AUGAGUCAAGAUAGGAGAACGAGUGACAUUUGGAAGCAUUUUUCUAAAGUUAACUCAAGUUUAGCUAAGUGUGAUAUUUGUAAAAAAAAUUAUUCAUACAAAACUAGUUUGUCAAACUUAAAAAAGCAUCUCAAAAAUGCUCAUUUCAUAUAUUUAUAUACAAAAACUGAUACAUUACAGAAUGAGCCUGCAGUUGAUAUUGACGAUCCUGUACCUAGUUCUUCAUGUGUUAAAGUAGCAAAGGGUCUAACUGCACUGACUGAACCAAGCUGUAGUAGUGGUAGUAUUGUUAAUCAGGCAAAUGUUGUACAUGAGAUAACACCAAUUUCAAAAUCUAAUCCAUUAAAACGUAAUAGACAGUUGGCAAUUAAAAAUUUUACUCCCAAAAAAAAUUCUGUUGAUGGCCAAAAAAAAUUAGAUACUGCACUCAUGAAACUUUUUAUAAAAUAUCUACAGCCUUUUAGUGUAGUAGAAGACACAGGGCUUAAAGAGUUUGUAAAUAUGUUAAACCCAGGCUACAGGAUUCCCAACCGCCAUACCAUUUCCAAAACACUUAUUCCAGCAGAGUAUGAAAAAUGUGUGAAUGAGGUUAUAUCAACAAUAUUAAAUGAAUUAGACAUGGCUUGUUUAACGAAAGAAUGCUGGACGUCUAAGGAUAACAAAAGUUACAUUGCCAUAACUGUCCAUUUUAUUAACAACAAUUUUAAUUUGAAGUCUAUAUUAUUAAGUUGCCUUUCCUUUAUUGAGAAUCACACAAGCGAUAAUCUUUCUGAGCAAAUUAAUAAAACUUUAAAUGAGUGGAAUUUAAGACAAAAAAUAGCAUUUGCUGUAUCUGACAACGGCUGUAGCCCAUUUGCGCCCAUUUUGCAUGCAACGUUGCCGUUGCUGUUUAAAAAUAUACAAUGCUAUGUAAAAUCAAAAUUAAAAAAAAGUAAUAAUUUUAAAAAUAAUGUUAAAUACUAA
Messenger RNA from Macrosiphum euphorbiae (potato aphid), 963 nucleotides. Lineage: Eukaryota; Metazoa; Arthropoda; Insecta; Hemiptera; Aphididae. The record is from the annotation of a GenBank genome assembly.